This is a messenger RNA of Eucalyptus grandis, 1599 nucleotides long. Its product is annotated as isoflavone 3'-hydroxylase. The coding region runs from base 1 to 1500 and encodes 499 amino acids. The transcript has 2 exons. Gene Ontology annotation, molecular function: oxidoreductase activity, acting on paired donors, with incorporation or reduction of molecular oxygen; iron ion binding; monooxygenase activity. NCBI's taxonomy places the organism in Eukaryota, Viridiplantae, Streptophyta, Magnoliopsida, Myrtales, Myrtaceae. The record is from RefSeq and is a predicted model, not a curated record.
AUGGAGACUUCAUCGCUCUACACUACCCUUCCUCUAGCUUUCCUCCUACUCCUCACUCUCAAGCUCUUCUCUUCAUGGUUCAAGCAACCGAAAAACCUUCCGCCCAGCCCGCCUUCCAUCCCCAUCCUGGGCCACCUCCACCUCCUGAAGCACCCCCUCCACCGAACCCUCCACUCCCUUUCCCAAUCUUACGGCCCCGUCUUCUCUCUCCGCUUUGGCUACCGCCGAGUGGUUGUCGUCUCAUCAGCCGAGGCAGCCGAAGAAUGCUGUACUAAGAACGACAUCACGCUUGCCAACCGCCCCUCUACUGUCGCCGGCAGGCACAUUGGGUAUGACAACACGAUUGUCGUCUUUGCCUCGUACGGAGAACAAUGGCGUAGUCUCCGCCGUGUUUGUACUCUUGAGAUCUUUUCCUCGGCCCGUCUCAACUCCUUUCUGCCCAUUCGGAGGGAUGAAAUCAAGGGACUCCUGCUUAAUCUAAACAAAAGAGCCUCAGCAUCUGGGGACGACUUCACUAAGGUGGAACUAAAACCGAUCUUCUGGGAGAUGACAUUCAACAUCGUUAUGAGGAUGUUGACUGGGAAGAGGUAUUACGGGGAAGAUGUGACCGAUGCCGAGGAGGCGAAGGUGUUUCGCGAGAUCAUGUCUGAAAUUGUGGAAUAUGCUGUUAGUGCGUAUCCAGGGGAUUACUUGAGUAUCUUGAGGUUGUUCUUUAGGAAUUAUGAGAAGAGGGUGACUUGGUUGCGCAAAAGAUCGGACGAGUUGUUUCAGAAUCUGAUUGAAGAACAGAGAAAUAGUCGCAGAAAAAGAUGUGGUGGAGAGAGUAGGGAGACCGUGCUGGAUCAUUUGCUUUUGUUGCAAGAGAAGCAGCCCGAGUUUUACACUGAUAAGAUCAUCAAAGGGCUACUAUUGGUCAUGCUUAUAGCAGGCACCGAUACUUCUGCUUCGACAAUGGCAAGGGCAAUGUCCCUUUUACUUAGUCAUCCGCAUUCCUUAAAAAGAGCUAUUGAGGAGUUGGAUAAUGUGAUUGGUCAAGAACGCUUGAUAGAGGAGACGGACAUUGCAAAACUUCCUUUUCUCCAAAACAUUGUAUUAGAAACUCUACGUUUGAAACCACCGGCACCACUUCUAGUUCCACACAUGUCAUCAGAGGAUUGCAUCAUAGGCGGUUAUGAUGUACCUAGUCAAACCAUAGUAUUCAUCAAUAUAUGGAGCAUUCACAGGGAUCCGAAGUUGUGGGAUGAUCCAAAAAGUUUCAGACCCGAAAGAUUUGAAAAUGAAGAUAAUGGACAAUGCAAGCUAUGGUCAUUUGGACUUGGGAGGCGAGCCUGUCCAGGUGGAAACAUGGCCCAACGGGUGAUCAAUGUGGCUUUGGGAUCGUUGAUCCAGUGUUUUGAAUGGAAAAGAACAAGUGAAGAAGGAAUGAAUAUGCCUAAGGCGUUGCCAUUGGAAGCCAUGUACAAAGCCCACGAAAUCAUGGCGGCGAUUGCUGAGCAUUGAGCGGGAACCAAGAUAUUGCUAUUAGUCCUUGUCUUAUGUGUUUGUACCAAAAAUAAAUAAUCCAUUGCUAAGGACGUCUUAGAUUCAUAAAUUGUAUUA